Microthlaspi erraticum is the source of this 402-nucleotide messenger RNA. The record is from the annotation of a GenBank genome assembly. NCBI's taxonomy places the organism in Eukaryota, Viridiplantae, Streptophyta, Magnoliopsida, Brassicales, Brassicaceae.
AUGAAAGAUACAAAGCCAAGACUUCUCAGAUGGAUCCUUUUGCUUCAAGAGUUUGACAUAGAAGUUGUGGACAAAAAGGGAGUAGAAAAUGGAGUUGCUGAUCAUCUCUCUAGGAUGCGAGUUGAAGACAUGAUCCCCAUCAAUGAUUCUAUGCCUGAAGAACAGCUUAUGGCAAUCAUGAUCUUGAAGGAGAGUUUUGAUGAGAAGGUCAGGCUGGAAGAAGUUAAGGCUCUGCGUGAUGAGAAUUUGCCAUGGUAUGCUGAUAUAGUGAACUUCAUGGUGUCCGGAGAAGUCCCUAGUAACUUUGAUGCUUACAAGAGGAAGAAAUUCUUCAAGGAUGCUAGGCAUUACUAUUGGGAUGAGCCUUACUUGUACAAGAGAGGACCAGACAGCAUUUACUGA